GACGCCAAAACCAGCAUACAUUUACACCCCAUCAUGCAACGCUCGCCUCGUUAAUUACCUUUGCUGCACCUACGGCGAUGUCGACCACCUGCAGCUACAGGAUUGAGGCAGAGAACCUGGAAGAUUCUGAGGACAAGGCUGUGGUGAAGAGAGGCUCUGUCCUUAGCUCUGUGCUUUGUCGUCUUUCACAGUUCUGGCCGGUCAGUUUCGUGAUGCGCUCUCUCCGUGGCUUCUGGUGGCUGCUCGGGUUCUCCCCUCCAGAGAAGGAGCUCCCCGAGUCCCCUUCGGCGCGCCAGUUUCGCACGGGCAAGAAGCGUCUGCAUCGGGUCACGCGCCUGGUGCUGGCUUUCCUGCCCCGUAGGCUGCAGCGCGCGCUCGGCUACCCCGUCUGCACCAGCAUUGUCUGCUCCGCGUCGCCAGAGGUACGAAGCUCUCCCACAAAGCCCUCUGGGAAGGGCAGCAAAAGGAAGCAGGAUGAUGUGGAUGAGGAUGAUGACGAGGAAGAGCUGCCCCAGCCAUCCUGGGUCGAGGUUCUGACCCAGGAGCUGGUGGAGGAGGACAGCCUGGCUGAUCCAGAUUAUGAGCCCAGCAGCGUGGGGGAGACGGACAGCGAGGAGUACCGCACACACAACGACACCGAAAGUGACCCGGAAGUGCUGGAGAGCAACGAGAGCGGAGAGGGAUCAGGUGCAGCUGCAGCUGCAGGAGCUGAGGUGCCUGCUGAGGCAUAGCUGAAGCAGAUGACAUGGUGAUCAGGUGCAGUCUGGGGAUGAUUGGAGUUUCAUACGUGCUCAAGAUGUCAGUGUUUCAUGUACAAAAAUGUAAAAGUAUGUUGUG
Molecule: messenger RNA, 837 nt
Organism: Anguilla anguilla (European eel)
Lineage: Eukaryota; Metazoa; Chordata; Actinopteri; Anguilliformes; Anguillidae
Gene: org
Product: oogenesis-related gene
Exons: 7
Coding region: 78-731 (217 amino acids)
Source: RefSeq, a predicted model, not a curated record